CCAUCCUGCCUUGGGGAGGAGAUGGAGCAAUGACCUGGCGCAGGUUGCCAGUGGGUGGUCUCAAGAGACUGAGUCCCAGCAUCCAAUGUUCUCAUGGAGUUUUGCUUGGCAGCAUUGCAUGCUGGGACACGUAGUCUCUGUGGUGCACUCCUUUUUUGUGUGCUCCAGGCUGCUUGCCAGUGUGGCCCUUUGAGUGUCCUGGAGAGCCAUUCAGCCAGUGUCUGGUGGGCUCGAAGCUAUUGUCUGUCUGCUCUGUGCUCUCCGCACACCUGAAUGGGUGAGCUACUGCCAUUUAGAACUGGUUUUUGAAUUUCGUUCUGCCCUCUCCCCCAUGUUCCAUGCAUCAGAGUACUAGACAGUUUAACCCGUGUUCUCAUCUCUGGAGCUGGAAUGUCCUAAACUCAGGCUCUCCCUGUAGGUAGAUUUUAUUGGGAAACUGAAAAAAAUCUCUCCAGUGUUUUGAGUUCAGUUGAGGUGAAUAGGAAACGGUGAUCCUGCUUCUUUGAGUCACAGCUACAGGAAAAAUGCCCGAAAUGCCACCUGAACAAUGAGAAGAGGAACUGCCUUAUGGUGGAGGGACUGGAUAGGGACUCAGGAGAUCAGCGUUCAGUUGCUGGUUCUGUCACAGACUCGCUGUGUGAUUUAGGGCUUCCUACCUGACAUGGGGUGUCCUCCAGGAGCGGGUCAUGACCCGGACAUAUGGGGCCACUGAGACAGAUCCUGGUGAGAAGUUCAAAGAUUCCCAGUUCCUGGUCUUCAUGAACCGGAUCCUGGCCUUCACCGUAGCCGGCCUGUACUGUGCCCUCACCAAGCAGCCGCGCCAUGGUGCCCCCAUGUACAAGUAUUCCUUUGCCUCACUCUCCAACAUCCUCAGCAGCUGGUGCCAAUAUGAGGCACUCAAGUACAUCAGCUUUCCUACCCAGGUGCUGGCCAAGGCCUCCAAGGUGAUCCCGGUCAUGCUGAUGGGCAAGCUGGUGUCACGCAAGAGCUACGAGUACUGGGAGUACCUGACAGCGGUGCUUAUCUCAGUGGGGGUCAGCAUGUUCCUGCUCUCCAGCGCCCCCACCAAGCACCUCUCCACCGUCACAACCUUCUCAGGCGUGGUCCUCCUGGCUGGCUACAUUGUCUUCGACAGCUUCACCUCCAACUGGCAGGACGCCCUCUUCACCUACAAGAUGUCUCCGGUGCAGAUGAUGUUUGGGGUGAAUGUCUUCUCCUGCCUCUUCACGAUGGGCUCGCUGCUGGAGCAGGGUGCCCUGCUGGAGUCGGUCCGCUUCAUGGCCCGCCACUCCGAGUUCGCGGCCCACGCCGUGCUGCUGUCCAUCUGCUCCGCCUUUGGCCAGCUCUUCAUCUUCUACACCAUCAAUCAGUUUGGGGCGGCCAUCUUCACCAUCAUCAUGACGCUGCGCCAGGCUUUUGCCAUUCUGCUCUCCUGCCUCAUCUAUGGGCAUGCCAUCACCGUGGUGGGCGGGCUGGGCGUGGCCGUGGUCUUUAUGGCUCUCUUCCUGCGCGUCUAUGCCCGCAGCCGCAUGAAGAAGCAUAGCAAGAAGCUGCCUGCCAGCGAGGUCCCAGUGCAGAAGGUUUAGGGACCAUGGGACAUACCAUGCCCUCCUCCCCUCUCCCACUGCAGGGCACUUGCUUUAUUUGUCUUCUCUUUGUGAACCUACUGAGGAGGUGGGGAGAAACAAUGACUCCCUUUGCCAACUGCUUUCCCUGGGCAAGGAGCUGGAGUGGGCUUGGAGGAAGCAAGGUGCUUUCCGGGCCUCCACUGCACCUUUCUCCUGUUGCCUUAAUAGGUCUGAGUAUUUCAGUGCUCUGUGAUCUCCCCAGGAACGGAGCAGAGGGCAGGUCUAGUUCCCAGGAGUGCAGCGGGGUUAACUCCUGCCCUCGCUCCAUCUGGUACUCGGGGCUUCUCUUGAGGAUUAUUUAUGAACAAGGGAGCUUUAUUCCCUGCACUUUCUUGUCUCUAGCUUCACUUUCCCUGUCUUUCCUCACUACAGAGCCGAUAGUAAGGGAACGGCAAGAAAACACUAUCAUUUUUCUUUCCAGAUAUGUAUGAUUGAGAGGGAAGCUCCAGUCUCAGCCUGCCCCAGCAGCAGGUGGUGUAGGGAGCAGGGCAGGAGUGCUGGCUGGACAAGGGGGAGCUCUCAGCUACAUCAGUCCCUGCCUUUCCCAACAGGAGGCGCUGUAGGGAACAGAGCAGGAGCAUGGGGCCUCCCUAGCCACAUCCCAUUCCAAGGCUGGUAAAAGAGCUGCUGCGUAGCAGGCUGGAUUUGUGGCAGGUGCCUCUUGAACAGUAGCCUUGUCCUUGCUGGCUUGGCAGGUCAGUGCACUACACAGUCGCAGCUGGGAGCCUUCUCCAUUUCUGUCUCCUGGCCUGUCACUUCUGCUUCAUUCCAUUUGCGUUUUGUGCUGCUUUUCCUUUCUUGGCAUAGGUUUGAACUAGAACUCCCAGCAUCCCCUAAGGGCGUUUUCUGCUCUCUGGCUUCGGGGAUUUGUAAUUGGCUCCUACCCUUUAGAAAAGCACAAAGAUCCCCUUCCUGGGAUAUCCCUCCUUGUUCCUCCUUUUUCCUGCCAGCAGGAGGUGUCAGCGCCAGCCCACUCAGCAGCGUAGCUAGGGCUUUGUGAUACGCAGCGGUCCCGGAGACAGGACAAAGCCCAGCCCAUGUUCCUUUUCCCUGCACGUGGCUGCUCUCAAUCCUGGAUGCAGGAAGUCACUUGCCCUGGCUCCACCUCAGGAACCUGGGUUUGACCCAGUAACUGUUUUGUUUCUAAACAGACCAGGCCCCUCAUCUGCUAGGGGAAUGGUUUGGGUACUUUUAAAAUGCAAGUUGGUCUCUUUUUAUUAAAUUAAAAAGUUGCUGCAACCAGUGCCCCGGGGUGGAAUGUUGGGGUCUGAAUGUGCCUGGGGGAGAGGGGAAGGCACUGCUCCCGGGAGCUCUCUGGCUAGGGCUGUUGUGGCUGAAGGGUGCACGCUGACUUUCUCACCACCUCCCCCAGGGAGGCAGGGUAGCAUUAUUAGCCCCAGCCUACAGGUGGGGGAACAGGCCCAGGGCGUUGCCUGAGGUCACCCAGGAAUGGUGAGGUGGACCCAGGUAUUGAACCUAGCUCCCCUGAGUUAUAGUCUAGCCCAGGGCCAGGAUCGGGGGUUUGGGGCUUGCACUGUGUUCCAGCCUGAGCCCUCUGCGUACUCUGGCUGCUCACUGUCCCUGUCUGUGUGGCUGGGAGGGCAGCUGUUAGCUAUCUGUGCCCUGAGUCUGGCUGCAUAAAUGUCUUGAUUCUUGGGCAGUCGGCUCUGGUCAGCCCGCCUGUAGGUUCAGCCAUGGCCUCUUCUACCUCUGCCUUCCACUGCUGGGUAGGGGCCAUGCUAUGCCCUGCUGAGCGCCUGCCACCCAGAGUCUCCAUUGCUGUAACAGGCCGUAAGGGAGUAAAGCCUUCAUGGAGCUCUGCUCUGUGCCAAACGCCAGCUUUAGACCCUCCACCCUAGAGGAGGAAGGUGUGGGGAGCCUGGUCUGGCCUCCUGCUUUGGAGAGCAGUCAGGAGCCAGCAGGAUGGGAAGCUGGUCGAGGAAGAGUCAGGGACUAACCUCCCUGCUAGGCUAACACUGUUCCAUAAAGUGCUCAGAUGACUGUGUUCACUUGUGGUCACCUGCUCUUAGAAAGGCUUGAGCAGCAAGAGAGGGGGUCAGAGCUGGGUGACAAGAAUACUUAGCAACUGGGAGAGACUGAAAAACACAGGGCUGUUUUAUUGGAGAGAUGAAAAGCGAGGACAUGAGUGGUCUAUGGAAGGUAGGUUGGGCAUUGCUCUUCAACCUUUGUCAUAACACCAGAGCCAGGAGCUACUCUAUGAUAGUGAAAGGUGUCAAAUACAAAAUGGAUAAAAGG
This is a messenger RNA of Chelonoidis abingdonii (Abingdon island giant tortoise), 3884 nucleotides long. NCBI's taxonomy places the organism in Eukaryota, Metazoa, Chordata, Testudines, Testudinidae. The record is from RefSeq and is a predicted model, not a curated record.